Messenger RNA from Diaporthe amygdali, 3093 nucleotides. RefSeq names its product F-box and WD-40 domain-containing protein CDC4. The transcript has 3 exons. Lineage: Eukaryota; Fungi; Ascomycota; Sordariomycetes; Diaporthales; Diaporthaceae. The record is from RefSeq and is a predicted model, not a curated record. The coding region runs from base 1 to 3093 and encodes 1030 amino acids. Gene Ontology annotation, molecular function: protein binding.
AUGACCCUCGUGCCUCCUGCAAAAGGCUCGCCGCCCGUCCAGAAGACUACCGAGAUUCGAAGGCCCAGGGCCAACCAGAGGCUGACCGUUAGCUUCGACGACAGCGAGAGCGAUACAUCAGGACGUGCUGCAAAACUUCAAUACGAGUUGGCUCAGUGCGUCGAGACCAAGACCGUUACCACCACGACAACCACCAAGAGAUCAUACCCCCCUCUUUUCAUCCGACAGCCCAGGCCCCUCGAGACCCUCGAUGUCAAGGAGUACCCCCUGGCCCAAGGCCCUACCCCGCCAGACCUGAGGAAGUUUACGCUUGAUCUAUCCGAGAACGAUGACGAGUUUGCUUGGUCUUUUAGCGAACCAUCCUUCACAUCGGGAGACAAUCAGUCCAAACCCCUCGAAAUCGAGGACAGUGUCAAGUCAAACUCCGAUCGUGGCACGCCUGCGCCUGAACCACAACCUCAAGUCUCCAAACCUUCUACCGAGUCGCAUACUCGCAGAUCCCGCCGACACGCCGCCACAAAUCAGCACACAUCAAACAGGUCCUCUCAGAGGUCAUCCCGCAGCCAUGCAAGCUCAUCAGUCUCUGAUAGGCUCCGAAGGGCCGUUUCCCAUGGUGCCCGGGAGAGGACGACUCGGCAAUCAUCUUCAUUGUAUCUUGCCACCCCGGAUAGGUCUGAAGUCACCGUCGCGAGCGAAGUGCCGCAGAGGUUGAGGCCCUUGCACGCCGACCCAACUGCUGGCCUUGGCCAAAGUCUGGCCGCUUACGAGGCGGCAAGUCCCGCUGGCAGUGAAUCUCAAACAGUGUUCAGCAGCAAUGUGGCUACUCCUCCCAUCACUGAUGCCGAUGUCGAGCCCUUCGCUGAGUCCCUGGACGACAUAUCACAACCCCGGCCGUCCAUCACGGUCGCAGAUCCGGAUGCCAGCUUGCCAAGUCCUAGAUUGUCUCCCACCCUGGCCGCCGCACAGUUGCAUACAUCGGAUCCUCAGGAGGAUGAGCCUGAAGAAGAUGACGAGGGCUCCAGCUUCUCGCGAAGCCUGACCAGGUCUACCCGGCGACGAUGGCCCGAGGAAAGCCAGGAACAAGAGUCUCAGUCUACACUAGGCCUGGACGUGACUGAUCUGGACAUGAUGGUCGAUGGUUCACCCACUCAACGCGACCGACAUGCUUUCGAACGCGCCGUCGGCCUCCUAGAUACCCGGUCCAUGCUCGAAUCUUUCGACUCCAUGCCCAACGACAUGAAGACUUUCAUGAUGUACCAGUUCCUUCGCAGAUGCCCGAGGAAAACGCUGCACAUGGUCGCAGAUGUUGUCAACCCUGCUCUCAAGUGCGAUUUCCUGAAGCAGCUGCCUACCGAGCUUGGUCUGCACGUGCUCUCUUUCCUCGACCACCGGGAUCUCUGCCGCGCGGCACAGGUUUCAAAGCACUGGCGAACCAUGAUCGACAGCAACGAGACUGGGUGGAAGGAGUUGUUUGACCGGGACGGGUUCCAGCUCUCGCCUGGUGAACUCAGGAAGGCCAUCACCCAGGGCUGGGGCUGGCAGGAUCCCGAGGGCGCUGAGGGCGCUGAGCUCGACCUCAGUCUGCAAAACCGCCUGACUUCGACAGAGGCUGAGUUGCGGUCGCCCAGGCCCGAAAUGCCAAAGCUGCGUAGCUCGAAGCGGAAGCGGGGUGUGCACAAUUACGCCAAUCUCGAGCGCAGCAAGCGACGAGUCAGUCUGCAGGAGUCACUCAAGGAGGAUGCACCGCUUUCCCCGCCCAAGUUCAAGGCCGAGGGCCCCAUCUCGGCGGCAAAUGAGGCGGUUUUAUCCGUCCCCGAUCCCCAGAUUGGUCUGCCUAGCCUCCGAAGACUGCACCUUUUCAAAUCACUAUACCGUCGUCACUACAUGAUCCGCCAGAGCUGGACGAGCGGGAAGGUCAAGCCUGGACAUGUUGCCUUCGCAGCACAUCCCCGCCACGUCAUCACUUGUCUGCAGUUUGACGAUGACAAGAUCAUCACCGGUAGCGACGACACUCUCAUCCACGUCUACGACACAAAAACUGGAAAGCUACGGAAGAAGCUCGAGGGCCAUGAGGGCGGUGUGUGGGCCUUGCAGUAUGAGGGAAACACGCUAGUAUCCGGCAGCACCGAUCGAUCAGUUCGUGUUUGGGACAUUGAGAAGGGCAUGUGUUCGCAGGUCUUCUACGGGCACACCUCGACCGUGCGAUGUCUGCAGAUCCUCAUGCCCACUGAUACUGGCAAGGUCGGUAUAGAUGGCGAGCCUGUGAUGAUGCCACCGAACCCGCUCAUCAUCACUGGGUCCCGAGACAGCCAGCUUCGAGUAUGGAGGCUGCCUGAGGCAGGGUCUCGUCGAUACAUACAGACAGGCCCUCCUGCCAAUGAUGCUGAGUGCCCGUAUUUCGUCAGGAUCUUGAGCGGCCACACGCACUCGGUCCGCUCCAUUGCUGCCCACGGCGACGUCCUCGUCUCUGGUAGCUACGAUGCUACCGUCCGUGUAUGGCGCAUCAGCACUGGGGAAGCCCUUCACGUCCUUCAUGGCCACACCCAGAAGGUCUACAGUGUUGUCCUUGACCACAAGCGCAACCGCUGCAUCUCAGGAUCUAUGGACUCCUUUGUCAAGAUAUGGGACCUCGAUACAGGCGCCUGCCUGCACAGCCUCGAGGGCCACACCCUGUUGGUCGGGCUACUCGACCUGCGCGACGAGCUUCUCGUCUCGGCUGCCGCCGACAGCACACUGCGCAUCUGGAACCCGGAUUCAGGCAAGUGCAAGCACACGCUGAGUGCACAUACCGGCGCCAUCACGUGUUUCCAGCAUGAUGGGCGCAAGGUGAUCUCGGGCAGCGAGAAGACGGUCAAGAUGUGGGAUGUCCAGACGGGCGACCACAUCCAGGACCUCCUCACCGACCUGGGAGGCGUGUGGCAGGUCAAGUUUGACGAGCGGCGGUGUGUUGCUGCUGUGCAGAGGGACAACCUGACCUAUGUUGAGAUUCUUGACUUCGGUGCCGUCCGCGACGGCAAGCCGCCAGAGGAGUUGGGCAAGCGCAUCUUGCUCAACGGCCCAGAGGUGCAGCGCUUGAUCGAGGAGGAGGUCUGA